Xiphias gladius (swordfish) is the source of this 2414-nucleotide messenger RNA. It is a transcript of the gene scfd2, whose product is annotated as sec1 family domain containing 2. Lineage: Eukaryota; Metazoa; Chordata; Actinopteri; Istiophoriformes; Xiphiidae. Gene Ontology annotation, biological process: intracellular protein transport; vesicle-mediated transport. The coding region runs from base 128 to 2203 and encodes 691 amino acids. The transcript has 9 exons. The record is from RefSeq and is a predicted model, not a curated record.
UAUGCUGCGACGAGUGAUUGCCACGUCACCUUUAAGAGACUUGUGUGUUUGUUUGGGGCUACUUUAGUUGAAAUUUCUGAUGUGCCUUUGAAUUCGCUGCAUUUAGCUAACACUGAUAGGUGACAAAAUGCUGACGACGGAGGACUUUACGCACUUCCCUCUCCAGAUGUGGGAGAAGGUGCUGUCGAAGGUAAAGAAAGCUGUUGUUUUUAUGGAUGACAAGUGUGCAGAGGCUCUCCACUGGAGCGGAGGUGCAGCCGCCUUAUUGGAGGCAGGAGCCAAAAAUUUAAAGCAGUUUUCAAGCUUCGAAGCUUGUGGUGCCAAUGAACCGAAAGCCGUGUUUGUGGUGAGCACUUUGCUGAAGGGGAGAACAGUCGACAUCAUUAAAGACAUCAUAUCUCUCAGUCACUUCCAGUAUUGUGUUGUCUUCACCACCGUCGCUCACUCCGUUCACCUGCUCGCCAAUAAUGUCACGGCAGAAAUGGAAGGAAACCCCGUAUUUGAGCAGUUUGAAGAAAAACUAUGCGAGUGGAUGGGAAACAUGAACUACACGGCUGAGGUUUUGCAUGUUCCAGUGGUCUUCGCCCCUGUAUCACAGCAGUUACUUCUCACACCCACGUUUGCAGACCUGUUUCCCCUGCUUUCACCUGACCUGGAGACAAUAAAUGCAAAACGACCGGAGAAGAAGAGAUUUGGGAGCCUGAUAGAUAUAGACAUACACUCUCUCCCUGCUGAACUACAGAUUGAAAUCAAAUCCUUGACUUCAGUAUUAAAUGCAAUGUUUGAAGCCACAGGUACCAGGGAAGAGAGCUUUGCUGUAGGUCCCAUGAGCCGCAUCAUUGCAGGGGAACUGGCCAGUCACCCUCAAGCAAAAAAUCGAAGGAAAACAGCACCUAAUAAAGCAUCAAUCAUCUUUGUCGACCGAACAAUGGAUAUUACAGGAGCUGUUGGUCACCAUGGUGAUAACCUGGCAGAGAAGAUUCUGACCGUGCUCAAACCCUUACCUGGUCAUUUGACAGAUGUACAGGUGGAUAUGCUGGCACUCACCAACCUACAGCGCAACCCUCACCCCCAGAACACCCUGGCCCCCGGCUGUCUUGCAAACAACCAGUCGCCUGCAGCACAGUCACUGUGGGAGGCCAUGCUGACCAGUAAACAUAAAGAGGGGGUGAUGGAGGUCCGACGGCAACUGGUAGAAGCAGCCAGUAAGGAGAACCUGCCAAUCAAGAUGAGCAUGGGCCGUGUGACCCCCGAGCAGCUGUGCUCCUACGUGCAGCUGUUCCGGAGCAAUUGGGGGGCGCUAGAGAGUCACUGCGGGGUGCUCCAGCUGGGCCUGGCUGCAGCCCAGACUCUCUGCCACCCCAGCCUGCCCCGCUGGGAUUCCUGCCUGGCCUUUGAGCGGCUGCUGCUGCAGGCUCUUGGAGACUCUGAUUUCCCCGCUGUGCUGAGGCAGCUGCUGCCCUUGAUGCAGCCCCGUGGAGGCGAGGACAGCUCGGCCUCGGGGUCGAGGUCCAGCAAGGAUGACUGCAGGCCUGAUGAGCUGAUCCUCCUGCUGGUCUACCUGUACUCCCUGGCCGACGAGGCGCAGCCUGCAGAGCAGAACGCCGAGGCGGAGGAGCUGGAGAAGCUGGAGAGGGAGUUGAUAGGAGCACUCACCCUGCUCAUCACCCGAGAGACAGAGCUCAGCCCUUUGCUCCAGAAACUUACCGGCUGUGCAAAUCCCGAGGAGCUGACCAUGGAGGUUGCCCAUUCUGCAGUGGAGGACAUGUUUGAGACCCUCCGAGGUUUGAGCCACGCCAGAGAUCACCUCAAGCAGCUGCGCUCCGUCUACACUGCCAGCGAUGGAGUUCACCAGGCGACCUAUCGUCCGUUCCUGCGACAGAUCCUGGAGGAAGUCUUCCACCCUGACAGACUUGAAUGUCCCGACAUUGAGCACAUGUCCGGAGGUCUCACAGACCUGCUCAAGACCGGCUUCAGUAUGUUCAUGAAGGUGAGUCGUCCACAUCCCAGCGACAACCCUCUGCUCUUCCUCUUUCUGGUUGGAGGUGUCACACCCGCAGAGCUUCGUCUUAUCAAAGAGAUUGUCACCACACACAAACCAGGGACUCAGGUGCUGGUUCUGUCCACCAGAUUGCUGAGGCCGACGGAUAUGCCCGAGCUGCUCUUCACCACCCAAAGACUGGCGCCGGAUAUCGGUGUCUAAAAAGGCCAUCACGUGGAAACACACACCUGCACACGUGGAAGGACUGGUGCACCACAAACAAAAGCUGAAAAUGGAAACCAAGGAAAUGAUAAGCAAAUGCAACAUCCCUGCUCAGUUGUUUGACCUAAUUUAAUUCUAAAGAGAACUGUAAAGUAAUUAUAUCGAUAUUGGUUUUAUCUUUCUUGGAAACAGUAAAGAAAUUUUACAUCAA